UUCCCAUGUGCCGCCCGGCGCGGGGGGAUGAAUGCUGAGCCUGUUAGCUCGGAGCUGCGAGUCGGGAAGAGGGAGGCAAAGAGCCGAGCUCUUGGCAUGGAGACGCAUUUCUGCUCUGAAGCUCUGAAAAGAUCUUUUGAGGUCGAGGAGGUAGAUCAGUCUUCAAAUUCCUCCACCCCACAAAGACGGACCCCGAACCCCCUCCUCAGGUCCACGGUGUCCAGCUCCACGCAGAAGUUUCAGGAACUCGGUGCCAGGACUUCGGAGCCGCCUGCCAGGCAUGCAGACCCCACGGGCCAGCGAUCCCCCAAGUCCUCUCUGAGGAGAGUGGAGCUCUCUGGACCCAAACUGCCCGAGCCGGUGUCCAGAAGAACAGAAAUCUCCAUUGACAUCUCAUCCAAGCAGGUGGAGAACUCCACCUCGGGCUUGUCGAGGUUUGGCCUCAAACGAGCAGAUGUGCUGGGGCACAAACCCCCGGAGCCCACCCCGCGCAGGACUGAGAUCACGCUCGGCAAGCCCCAGGAGCCAGGGCUCCGCAGGGCGGAGGCGCCGGCCUCAAAGAUCCCCGAGAUGCCCCAGCGCCGAGCCGAGAUGGCCAACGCUCCCCUGCCCGACGUGGCCACCAAGCGAGUGGAAAUUCAGGUAGCCAAGGCUGCCGAGCUGCCAGCCCCGCCGGUGCGGCAGGCGGAGGGGUUGGAGCCUGCCCCGGCCCCGCAGCCGCCCCAGGCAGAGCCAAAACCACAGCCGGUGCUGGUCGAGAGCCCACCAAAGAGAGAAGAGGGUCCCGAGGCCAUUCCCAGCCACGCACCCGGCAUGACGGACGCCCCGCGGGAUGCCGGCCCCAAGCAGGCGGCGCCGGCGCGGCCGGAGAAACCGGUGGCAGACUUCGGCUACGUGGGGAUAGACGCCAUCCUGGAGCAGAUGAGACGGAAAGCCAUGAAGCAGGGCUUCGAGUUCAACAUCAUGGUUGUGGGUCAGAGCGGCUUGGGGAAAUCCACGUUAAUCAACACCCUCUUCAAGUCCAAAAUCAGCCGGAAAUCUGUACAGCCAACUUCUGAGGAGCGGAUCCCCAAGACCAUUGAAAUCAAAUCCAUCACUCACGAAGUGGGUGGUCCCGGUCCCUCCCCCAAACCCACCCUUGUGUCUGUGCCUCUCUGCAGCUGGCAGCCCAUCAUGAAGUUCAUCAACGACCAGUACGAGAAGUACCUGCAGGAGGAGAUCAACAUCAACCGCAAGAAGCGGAUCCCCGACACCAGGGUGCACUGCUGUAUAUACUUCAUCCCUGCCACCGGCCACUCCCUGCGACCGCUGGACAUCGAGUUCAUGAAACGCCUGAGCAAGGUGGUCAACAUCGUCCCGGUGAUUGCCAAAGCCGACACGUUAACGCUGGAGGAGAGGGAUUACUUCAAGCAGAGGAUCACGGCCGAUCUUCUCGCCAACGGGAUCGACGUGUACCCGCAGAAGGAGUUCGAUGAAGACUCUGAAGAUCGGCUAGUGAAUGAGAAAUUCAGGGAAAUGAUCCCGUUUGCAGUGGUGGGCAGCGACCAGGAGUACCAGGUUAAUGGAAGAAGAAUCCUUGGAAGGAAGACCAAGUGGGGCACCAUUGAAGUGGAGAACACGACACACUGUGAGUUCGCCUACCUGCGGGACCUCCUCAUCAGGACACACAUGCAGAACAUAAAGGACAUCACCAGCAACAUCCACUUCGAAGCCUACAGGGUGAAGAGGCUGAACGAGGGCCAGAGCUCGCUCUCCAACGGCGUGACCGACAAGGAGCUGGUGGCAAACGAAAUGUAACCGUCUCGCUCUGUAGCCAGGACCUCGCUCGCUCACGCUCGCUAUUUCUCCCCUCUCCCCCCUUUAUUUUUAUAUAAAUCCUCUGCCCCUGUCCCUCCUUCCCCCCAACCCCCCGCCAAUGUUAACUGACCAAAUAACCAGCUGUCGUGCAGUGGGGUGACCGCUCGUCCCCCCGCCUCGUGGCACGGGUUUCCGUCUCAGCCCCGCCAGGCAGGAGGGGGUGGCCGGGCUGGGGACCAUCCCCUGUUGGGGUCGGGCUCUCGCCGUCCUCCAGGCUAAUGGGGCAGCCUCCUCCCGCUGCCUCAAAGCCGCGGGGUUUAGGGGUAGGGCAGCGGGCAGGGGUCUCCUUCCCCCUCCGUGGCUGUCCCCAGGGGGCAUUUGCCAAAGGCCGAGUACCUCUGCCCCGUGGCUUUGCCAUUUUUCUUCUCCGUCCAUGGAAGGCAAGGGUUGCUCCGUGUGAAUGUAGCCUCCAGAAGCAAGGUACGGUGGUAUGAAGAGAGCAAGACGGUGACAUCCUUGUCUCCUGCCUCCUCCUCCUCACGAGCCCUCCGCGGUCCUCCAGGAGCAGCCAGCCCCGACCCAGCGCCCCCCCUGCCUACACGCAAUAACCUGGGAGCCGUUAGGGGCUACCCGCGGCCCGGCAGAGCUGCCCGCUCUGGGAGAAGUGCCUUUUAGGACUGUUACCUUGCAAUAGUGGAACCGGGGGGCGGGGGGCUCGCGCCGGCCGUCUUUGCAGCCUGGAAAAUGCUUCCCCGAGCUGCAGCGCUUUGCAGAGAGUCCUUUCCCCCUCUCACCUGGACCAUAGGUGUGGCUGAGUUCCUGGGAAGCCUUGCAUAUUUAUUUUUAAUUCGGUGGGGUGUUUUAUGCCAUUGAAGGCUCAAAGUUUCUUUGCCUGGAGGGGGCUGAGAGCGGAAGGUCUCUGCAAAGCGGCGGUGGGGAGCAGAGGUUUGUCCUGUCUGACCCUUGUCAUUAGCGGGCUUUUCGAUAAGACAGAGGAGGCCGUUAGGUAUUUUUUUUAUUUUUAUUUUUUAUUUUUUUGCAUCCCCUGUGUGAUGUGUACGUGCGUAACGCGCUCCUCGAUCUGCCUAGCCCUUGUGCAAGGGGACCGUGCCCCUGUCGGACUGAGCCCCGCAUGCUCACGUGCACAGCCCCGGCCCUGGGGAGGGCUGCCACAGCCCCCCCCCCCGGGGCCCGCGCCUUUCAGCUCUGCCCCCCCCCAGUGUCUCAUGUUUCCGUGGGUCUGCAUUAAAAAAGACCCUGCAAGGGUGUGAAACAACACCGCGUGGCACACGAGCGGGUAGUCUUGGAGCAGAGCCCUGCAGCCCCUCUGCCCCGCCUGCCUUCCUGUCGUCAGCUCCGUCAGUCUCCGCUCCCCUCUCUAAGGGACGAAACUUCACACAAAUCACCCUUUUUUUGGCACGUACUAAGGGCAGCGUGUCCCCAGUGCCGGCGGACACCCGCGGAGCCCACCCAGCGGCAGAGCCAGCGGCUUCAUCACAGGUGGCCAGGAGAGGAGAGAGGCUGCGCUCGCCCUGCUCGGGAUGCCCAAAGGUUGUGCUCGGGGUGGUGGUGGGGGAUUUGCAGAUUUUCCCCGCACAUCGCCCCUGUGGGCAGCCGGAGGGGUGCUCGGGGCCGUCCCCGGGCCGUGCCCGGCUCCGUGCUGCCCGGGGGUGCCGUGGCCGUGGCGCAGGGUGCGCGUCGCACAGAGGCUCCGCUCCCCCAACUCGUGUUUUCCCCUCCGCAGCAGCACGCGGGAGGUCUGAGCUGCUGGGGAGGAACAGUUAUGUACUUGCUGACUUGCUAUAUUUUAGCAAAAACAAACAAAAUGUAUUAACUGAAAAAAAAAAGUAUAUAUAUUUCAAGUGUUAAAAAGACUUUUAAGGGGGAGAAAAAUCUCUUGUGUGAGGCACUUCUGCAAAUGUCAUCUUCAACUUGUUUUUUUCCUCUAGUCGAUAUCUCAAGCUGGGCCAAGCAAGACACGCCGCUUUCUCCUUUGUAACCUGAUUUUUUUUGAAGAAAAAGAAAAUAAUACAAUAAAUAAAAAAAAAAAAACUUCAUCCAGAGCUAUUCAAAUGGCCUUUUGGGGGUUAUAAGCAUUACGACAAAUUUAGUCCAUUUUUGUAUAAAUAAUAGUGUUUAAUAUGUAUUUCCCAAAAUAAAUGUUUCGAAUGCAAACAGAA
This is a messenger RNA of Oxyura jamaicensis (ruddy duck), 3977 nucleotides long. RefSeq names its product septin 9 (gene SEPTIN9). Gene Ontology annotation, molecular function: GTP binding; molecular adaptor activity; GTPase activity. NCBI's taxonomy places the organism in Eukaryota, Metazoa, Chordata, Aves, Anseriformes, Anatidae. The record is from RefSeq and is a predicted model, not a curated record. The transcript has 11 exons. Gene Ontology annotation, cellular component: cell division site; microtubule cytoskeleton; septin complex. Gene Ontology annotation, biological process: cytoskeleton-dependent cytokinesis. Bases 28 to 1797 code for a protein of 589 amino acids.